UACAGCGUGGGGGACGCCAAGCGCUAAUGGUUUUUCCGGUUUAAGUGCAGAAUUUUCUUUGCGCGUGGUUUGGACUUUAGUAUUACCACAUAUCAGUUCAUCGUCUUUAUUGACUCGGGUGGUACAAGAGCCAGAAGCUUCAAGUUACACAGCCUGGGCACUGUUGCAGCACAGAAGCGAUAGAAGAGACAGUGAAAAACACAAAACAGCGCGUAGCAGAAGCGAAGAGAUAGCAAACAAUAUCGUGUUCGGGCAACACCUCCACCGGAAACAAUGGCAAGCCUUUAUGGAGCACAGUCUAGGAAGGACAAAACUAGAGGGAGACAUCAUGGUUUAACAACACAGAAGAAGCAAGAGAUAAAGGAAGCAUUUGAUCUAUUUGAUACCGAUAACUCAGGUACCAUUGAUGCCAAAGAGUUGAAUAUUGCCAUGAGAGCCUUGGGAUUUGAAAUGACAGAGGAGCAAAUCAAUCAAAUGAUUGCAGAUGUUGACAAGGAUGGCAGUGGUGCAAUCGAUUUUGAUGAAUUUGUGCACAUGAUGACAGCAAAGAUUGGAGAAAGGGAUACCAAGGAGGAGCUCAUGAAAGCUUUUCGAAUAAUUGACCAAGAUAAUAAUGGAAAGAUAUCUGCUACAGAUAUUCAUCUUAUUGCAAAGGAGUUGGGUGAGUACUUGACCGACGCACAGAUUCAAGAGAUGAUUAAAGAAGCAGACCUUGAUCGUGAUGGUGAAGUCAGUCCUGAUGAGUUCAUCAGGAUAAUGAAGAAAACUUCGUUUGGGUAUUAGGACUUUGAUGUUAAAAGUUCCUUGUAUCUAGGUAGUCAUCCUAUGUAGUAUUACUAUAGUCACCUGGUACCUGAAAACAUGACGGAAGGCGACCUGUUGCCUAAUUUAGUUUCGACCAUUCAUCUGUGGGGAUUGGGUUGUUUUUGCCCUGGUAUUAGUAUUCUCUAUAUAAGUCUAUAUAAGUCUUAAUGUUCUAUAUAGCCUGUUAUGGACAUGUAUUGUAUUGCAGCACACUGGUGUUAGGUGGAUAAGCAGAUUUUUAUUCAUUCUGUAUCUAAUGGAUGAUGGAAGUUAAUUUUGUCAGGA
Messenger RNA from Macadamia integrifolia, 1089 nucleotides. RefSeq names its product caltractin-like. The transcript is spliced from 7 exons. The record is from RefSeq and is a predicted model, not a curated record. Gene Ontology annotation, molecular function: calcium ion binding. The coding region runs from base 274 to 783 and encodes 169 amino acids. Gene Ontology annotation, biological process: mitotic cell cycle; centriole replication. Gene Ontology annotation, cellular component: centrosome; centriole. NCBI's taxonomy places the organism in Eukaryota, Viridiplantae, Streptophyta, Magnoliopsida, Proteales, Proteaceae.